Fusarium coffeatum is the source of this 855-nucleotide messenger RNA. RefSeq lists its product as uncharacterized. Lineage: Eukaryota; Fungi; Ascomycota; Sordariomycetes; Hypocreales; Nectriaceae. Gene Ontology annotation, cellular component: cytosol; nucleus. The record is from RefSeq and is a predicted model, not a curated record. The transcript is spliced from 2 exons. The coding region runs from base 1 to 855 and encodes 284 amino acids.
AUGGGUCAACACUACAAGCCCACCAUCGACUCUCACGUCGUCAAGAUUUUUGUUCUUGAGACUGAUACUCCUCACCCCGAUACCCAGUACGAGCGUGGUUCUUUCGGUCAGAUUCUACACCAUCAUUUCUCCAAAGCGGGUGAGAACCAUCAUCCUCCUGUGGGCGUCGAGACUGAACAGGUCUUCGUCGUCACGGAAGAAGGUGGACGUAUCCCCAAAGUCGACGAGUUUGACGAUUACGAUGGGUUGCUCAUUACGGGCAGCAUGUAUGACGCGCAUGGCGAUAACCAGUGGAUUCACGAUCUAAUGGACAUGUUGAAGCAAUUAUGGACCAAGAGACCUGAAUUUCACUUUACGGGAGUGUGCUUUGGUCACCAAAUCCUCAAUCGCCUGCUAGGCGGCAAGGUUGGCCCUUCGCCCUCAAACGACUGGGAGCUAGGCCACAACGCCAUUACCCUCACACCAGUCGGCAAGCGCCUUUUCCGACUCCACGAGGACAAGGUCUACCUUCACCAAAUGCAUCAAGACCAAGUCCUCGAGGCCCCUACUAUCGAGUCAGCCAAGGGCCUCCUCCCAGAAGACACAGACAUUCACGUCUGGGGUAAGAGCGAACACACCUCUAUCCAAGGCUUGUACAUUCCCAACAGACUAUUCACUUCGCAAGCACACUUGGCCUUUGACGAGGACAUGGUCAAGAGACAGAUUCAGAUGCGCAUUGAUAGUGGUGGUAUCAAGGAUCUUGAGCAUGCGGAUAAGGCUGCUGAGACGGCGGAUUUAGAACAUGAUGGAGAUGCAGUUGCUGCGGCGAUUUUGAGAAUCUUCAAGGAUGAUGACGAUGGUAUGAAGUGGGGUUAA